Messenger RNA from Aureobasidium vineae, 1284 nucleotides. The record is from the annotation of a GenBank genome assembly. Lineage: Eukaryota; Fungi; Ascomycota; Dothideomycetes; Dothideales; Saccotheciaceae.
UCCCGGGUGUCCUCGAGAUAUUCAAACAUCUUUGUGGCCUCGCGAUCGUUCUGGUCACGGACAACGCCCGUCGCUGCGCCUGUACCGACAGGCUCAGAAAUCUAUGAUGUCGUGUGCGUUGGUGGCGGUCCAGCAGGACUGAGCUUGCUCAGCGCGCUUCCAUGGAAACACAUCGCUGCCUCACGCGUGCAGCCAUACCAGGCCAUGCAGGUGUGGGAUGGCGUGUCUGGAAGCAGCAUCAGUUUCGAUCCCUCGUCGUCUUCAAACGUCUCGGAUACAGUGGCUACCAUGACCGAGAAUACCAACCUCACAUCCGCCCUCCUGGCUCGCCUCAAUUCGUUGCCCGCGAUCGACGUAAUGGACAAAACGCGUGUUGAGGGAAUCGAGCUUGGAAAAGAGUCAGAGAGCAUGGAUUUGUCAAAUUGGCCAGUCGUGUCUCUUAACAACUCGCGCAAACUAGCUGCCCGUCUUCUUAUCGGUGCAGAUGGAGCAAACAGCCCUGUACGCACAUUUGCUGGUAUCCCCUCGCGCGGCUGGGACUACAAUCGCCAUGGCGUGGUAGCCACUGUGCAGAUCGAAGGAGCCAACUGGGGUCAAAACGACCACAGAACAGCAUAUCAGCGCUUCCUCCCUACCGGUCCUGUCGCGCUAUUGCCUCUACCCGGCAAUGUAGCCACUCUAGUGUGGUCAACAACACCCGAGAAGGCCUCUCUCCUCAAGUCACUGAGCAGCACCGACUUUAUUGCCAUGGUGAACGCUGCGUUCAGACUCUUGCCAAUCGACCUCGAAUACAUGCACACCAUGACAUCAGGUCAAGCCGACGAGUUUUCCUGGCGUGAAGCCAAUACCGCCUUCAACUCUGAGCGCAUCCCGCAAAAAAUCUCUGCCGUUCAAGAUGGCAGUGUUGCUUCGUUUCCUCUGCGUAUGCGUCAUGCAGAUACCUAUACCGGUCACCGUGUCGCUCUCCUCGGAGAUGCCGCUCACACUAUUCACCCUCUCGCUGGUCAAGGUCUGAACCAGGGUCUUGGUGAUGCUCAGUCGCUUGCCAAGCACAUUAACUUCUCGCUUUCUGUAGGCAAGGAUAUUGGCAGCAACUGGGCCUUGGACGCAUACAAUGCUGAGCAGUGGGCAAAGAACAAUGCCAUGUUGGGCGCCGUAGACAAGCUGCACAAGCUCUACAGUGCGGGCAGUGGACCCGUUGUGUGGGCGAGAAGUCUUGGCCUCGAUGCUGUAGACAAGAUGGGCUUCCUUAAAAAGUUCUUCAUGCGCCAGGCAGCGGGAACG